GUUAAUAUCCUGCUGUCAUGGACUGGUAAAAACGCUUCUUAUGCUGAUAUAAAAAAAAGAUAUAAUUACAGGGAUAUAUGUGACCUUGUUACAGUAUUUAGUGAGUGUACUACAUGUAAGGACGCUGUCUGUAGAUGUGUAAUGGCAGGGACCAGAAUGAGUUGCUGUCGCCUAUUGUACGAGAUGCCGAAGUGACCAGAGCAGCACACCGAAAGAGUUCGGUUCAGAAGAAGGCUCAAUUCAACUUCCUUUCUCCUCGUGAUGACAACCAAGGUAGUACCACCACACCUGCCCGUUCCCUGCCCUGCCACACACCUGGAUCCCUCUUCAGACAGUCCUUCACCCCGAAGAGUGCUGCUAGGAACCCAGAUGUGUCGGCCAUCUUGGCGACAGGGCGCAGGACUCCUCGUUUCAUCCAUACGCCACGACCUCCCCUGGGCAGUAUGAGCAUGAACCUGGAUGACAGUGACUGGACCAACAGCCUGUACCCGUCUCCUCUGUCCGGCCUGGGACUGGGGGACACCAGCUUCACUGACGACAUCAACAUGUCCUCUGUAAUGCUGAAGGAGGAGGACCCUGGAGAGGCUGCAUCAGUCAGUCUGUUCCCAGAGUUCCUCCAGUCCUAUCUCAGACACUCCUCCACUGCUGACCUCUGA
Molecule: messenger RNA, 656 nt
Organism: Oncorhynchus keta (chum salmon)
Lineage: Eukaryota; Metazoa; Chordata; Actinopteri; Salmoniformes; Salmonidae
Product: nuclear pore complex protein Nup107
Exons: 6
Coding region: 135-656 (173 amino acids)
Source: RefSeq, a predicted model, not a curated record